Molecule: messenger RNA, 8427 nt
Organism: Limanda limanda (common dab)
Lineage: Eukaryota; Metazoa; Chordata; Actinopteri; Pleuronectiformes; Pleuronectidae
Product: filamin-C-like
Exons: 46
Biological process (GO): actin cytoskeleton organization
Molecular function (GO): actin filament binding
Source: RefSeq, a predicted model, not a curated record
AUGAUGAGCAACAACUACGGCGACGAGCAGCUGCCCCCGCAGUACUACCAGGCCACCGACUUUGGGGACGAGGAGGACGACGAGAUGCCGGCCACGGAGAAGGACCUGGCCGAGGACGCGCCUUGGAAGAAGAUCCAGCAGAACACCUUCACCAGGUGGUGCAACGAGCACCUCAAGUGCGUCAACAAGACCGUCACCGACCUGCAGAGGGAUUUUACUGACGGGCUGAAGCUCAUCUCCCUGCUGGAGGUGCUGAGCCAGAAGAAGAUGUACAGAAAGUGCCACAUCAGACCCAACUUCCGUCAGAUGAAGCUGGAAAACGUUUCUGUGGCACUCGAGUUCCUGGACAGGGAGCACAUCAAACUGGUCUCCAUAGAUAGCAAAGCCAUUGUGGACGGGAAUCUAAAGCUGAUCCUGGGUCUGAUCUGGACCCUCAUCCUCCACUACUCCAUCUCCAUGCCCAUGUGGGACGACGAGGACGACGAGGAGUCUAAGAAGCUGACCCCCAAACAGCGCUUGUUGGGCUGGAUACAGAACAAAGUGCCCCAGCUGCCCAUCCACAACUUCAACCGGGACUGGCGGGACGGCAAAGCCCUGGGAGCGCUGGUGGACAACUGUGCCCCCGGUUUGUGUCCUGAUUGGGCCGAGUGGGACCCCAACCAGCCCGUGGAAAAUGCCAGAGAAGCCAUGCAGCAGGCUGACGACUGGCUGGGUGUGCCUCAGGUGAUUGCACCUGAGGAGAUUGUGGACCCAGAUGUGGACGAGCACUCAGUGAUGACCUACCUGUCUCAGUUCCCCAAGUCCAAACUGAAGCCUGGCGCUCCUCUCAGGCCCAAACAGCUUUUCCCAAACAAGGCUAAAGCCCACGGACCAGGUAUUGAGCCUCAUGGCAACAAGGUGCUGCAGACGGCCGUGUUCACUGUGGAAACUCUGGAAGCUGGAAGCGGGGAGGUCCUGGUCUACGUGGAGGAUCCUGAGGGACACAAAGAGGAGGCUAAAGUUAAACCCAACAAGGACAAAAACAGAACCUACACUGUCACCUAUGUCCCUAAAGUUGAGGGUGUCCACAAGGUGAAAGUGCUGUUUGCAGGUCAGGACAUAGACAAGAGCCCAUACACUGUGAACGUGGCGAAGGAUUUGGGUGACGCCAGCAAAGUCCAUGCUAGAGGACCAGGUCUGGACGCCACAGGCAAUGUGACAAACAAACCCACCUACUUUGACAUCUACACAGCAGGUGCUGGCAAUGGCGAUGUCAGCGUGGUCAUUGUCGAUCCUCAGGGCAAGAAGGACACCGUGGAGCUCAUCCUGGAGAAUAAGGGGGACAGUGUUUUCCGUUGCACCUAUCGUCCCAUGCUGGAGGGCCCUCACACCAUCCACAUCCUCUUUGCAGGCCAGGAGAUCCCCAAGAGCCCUUACACUGUCAACGUCUUGGAGGCUCUGCCCGUUGCUCCUCCCACGGGAGCUCCCCUGCAGAUAAUCCCUCAGUCAGUGCGCACCCCUCCUGGAGUGAAAGCUGGGAAGGGGGCUCCUCCUUCGAAACCUGGUCGCCCAACCACGAAUCCAAACGCCUGCAGAGCCACAGGUAGAGGCCUUCAGCCUAAAGGCGUGAGAGUGAAGGAGGUUGCAGACUUCAAAGUUUUCACCAAGGGAGCUGGCACUGGAGCGCUGAGCGUCUCAGUCAAAGGACCAACUGGAGCGGAGGAGCAAGUGAAAGUGCGUGAUGCCGGGAAUGGCGUAUACGAAUGUGAAUAUUUGCCCCUUAAGCCUGGCAAAUACACCGUCAGCAUCACCUGGGGAGGCCAGCCCAUCCCACGCAGCCCUUUCGAGGUGGAAGUGGGUAAGGAGGCAGGUUUUCAGAAGGUGAGGGCCUGGGGUCCUGGUCUGAAGACUGGCAUGGUGGGAAAAUCCGCUGACUUUGUCGUGGAGGCCAUCGGCGUUGAAGUUGGGACUCUAGGCUUCUCCAUUGAAGGCCCAUCACAGGCUAAAAUUGAGUGUGAUGAUAAGGGCGAUGGCUCCUGUGAUGUACGCUACUGGCCAACUGAAGCUGGUGACUACGCUGUCCAUGUCGUCUGUGAUGAUGAGGACAUCAAGGACAGUCCCUUCAUGGCCCACAUCCUCCCUGCAGUCAAUGACGUCUUCCCUGAGAAGGUGAAAGCCUAUGGACCAGGUCUGCAGCCAACCGGCAUCAUCGUGAACAAAGCGACUGAAUUUACAAUUGAUGCCCGCAUGGCUGGGACGAGUCACCUCAAGAUCUAUGCACAGGAUGCUGAAAGCUGCACCAUCAACAUCAAGAUCACUGACAAGGGAGACGGCACAUUUCUGUGUGUGUACACUCCUGUCAAGCCCAUUAAACACACCAUCAUCAUCACAUGGGGGGAUGUUAACGUGCCCAACAGCCCCUUCAGGGUGCUGGUUGGAGAGGGUUGUCAUCCAGACAAAGUCAAGGUCUAUGGGCCCGGAGUGGAGAAGACUGGGCUGAAGGCUAACGAGCCAACAUACUUCACUGUGGACUGCGGCGAGGCCGGUCAAGGGGACAUCAGCAUUGGAAUCAAGUGUGCCCCAGGAGUGGUUGGACCAGCUGAGGCUGACAUCGACUUUGACAUCAUCAAGAAUGACAAUGACACCUUCACUGUCAAGUACACUCCCCCUGGCGCAGGCCGAUACACCAUCAUGGUGCUGUUUGCUGACCAGGAAAUUCCCAUCAGUCCAUUCAAAGUCAAAGUUGAUCCUUCCCAUGAUGCUGGCAAGGUGAGAGCAGAGGGUCCUGGACUCAACAAGACAGGAGUGGAGGUGGGAACUCCAACCCACUUCACCAUCUUCACAAAGGGAGCUGGCAAGGCCAAGCCUGAGGUGCAUUUCACAGCGCCGGGCCCGGGAGAGGUGGUUCGUGACUUUGAGAUCAUCGAUAACCACGAUUACUCCUACACUGUCAAGUACACAGCUCUUCAACAGGGUAACAUGACUAUUUCAGUGACUCAUGGAGGAGACCCCAUUCCCAAGAGCCCGUUCCACAUCUCGGUGGCACCACCUCUGGAUAUUGGAAAGGUGAAAGUGGAUGGAUUGGACACCAAAGUGGAAGUCGGAAAGGAUCAAGAGUUCUCAGUUAACACAAAGGGCGCCGGUGGGCAGGGCAACGUAGCCGUGAAAAUGACCUCACCCUCUGGCCGCCCGAUUCCAUGCAAGCUGGAGUCUGACAAAGCCAAAGGCGCUCACAGUGUGAAGUAUAUUCCCCCAGAGGAGGGACAGUACAAGGUUGAUGUCAGCUACGAUGGCAACCCAGUGAUGGGAAGCCCCUUUGGUGUUGAAGCAGUGAUGCCUGCUGAUCCUUCCAAAGUGAGAGCCUAUGGCCCAGGCCUGAAGGGAGGCAUUGUGGGUAAACCCGCUCCAUUCACUAUUGACACAAAGGCAGCUGGUGCAGGUGGGCUGGGCCUGACAGUGGAGGGCCCCUGUGAAGCUAAAAUUGAAUGUCAGGACAACGGCGACGGCACAUGCUCCGUGUCCUACCUGCCCACUGAGCACGGGGAGUACGCCAUCAAUAUCCUGUACGCGGAGCAGCACAUCCCUGGCUCUCCCUUCAAGGCUGCAGUGCGCCCGGCCUUCGAUCCCAGCAAGGCGACAGCGAGCGGCCCCGGUCUGGAGAAGGCCAAGGCGGGCGAACCAGCGACCUUCACUGUGGACUGCACCCGAGCGGGCGACGCCGAGCUCACCAUCGAGAUUGUGUCGGAGACAGGGGUUAAGGCUGAAGUGCACAUCAAGAAAAGUGCAGAGGGGACCUUCUCUGUAACGUACACCCCAUCCUUCCACGGCGCACACACCAUCACCAUCAAGUACGGCGGCCAUACGAUUCCUCAGUUCCCCAAGGUGCUGCAGGUGGAGCCCUCUGUGGACACCAGUGGGGUGCAUGUGUACGGACCAGGAGUGGAGCCCAGAGGGGUCCUCAGAGAAGUCACAACCCACUUCAUCGUGGACGCCCGCACCCUCAACAAGGUUGGAGGAAACCACGUGAAGGUUCACAUCAUCAGCCCCUCGGGCACCAACACAGAGAGCUUCAUCACCGAUAAGGGAGACGGCACAUACAGAGUGGAGUACACAGCGUUCGAGGAUGGAAUGCAUCUGAUAGAGGUGCUGUACGAUGACGCGCCCGUACCCAAGACCCCCUUCAGAGUGUCUGUGGUGGAGGGAUGUGAUCCCACCCGGGUCCGCGCCUUUGGCCCAGGUCUGGAAGGAGGAAUAACCAACAAGUCCAACUGCUUCACUGUGGAAACCAGGGGCGCUGGUACCGGAGGCCUGGGCCUGACCAUCGAGGGAGCCUCAGAGGCCAAAAUAUCCUGCAAAGACAAUAAAGACGGCAGCUGCAGUGUGGAGUACGUCCCCUUCACUCCUGGAGAUUACGACGUCAACAUCAACUACGGAGGUCACCCGAUCCCUGGCAGCCCGUUCCGCGUUCCAGUGAGAGACCCCGUGGACCCCAGCAAAGUGAAGUGCUCAGGUCCAGGUCUGGGCGGCGGAGUGAGAGCCCACAUUCCUCAGACCUUCACAGCCGACUGCACCCAGGCUGGACAGGCCCAGCUGGAUGUCAAACUCUACGGCCCAACAGGUACCGUGGAGCCAGUAGGUGUGAAGAACAACGGUGAUGGAACCCACACAGUUCACUACACCCCGGCUCAGGACGGCCCUUACACUGUCGGUGUCAAAUAUGCAGAUCAGGAGGUCCCACACAGCCCAUUCAAGGUCAUGUCUCAGCCCGGGCACGAUGCCAGUAAGGUGCGUGCCAGUGGCCCCGGUCUGGACACCAAAGGUGUGUCUGCUAGUCUUCCUGUGGAGUUCACCAUCGAUGCUCGGGAUGCUGGAGAGGGACUACUCACCGUGCAGAUCCUGGUGGGUUUGCAGCCACAUUUAUUCAAAGAUUUCAAAUGUAAUCUAAUCGUAAACUGUCAUUUUAAACAACUCCAUGCCUUUUAUUGACAGGACCCAGAAGGCAAACCAAAGAAUGCAACCAUCCAGGACAACAGGGACGGCACCUACACUGUGUCCUAUGUACCUGACUCUACCGGUCCCUACACCAUCACCAUUAAAUAUGGAGGAGAUGAGAUCCCUUACUCCCCAUACAGCAUCCAGUCUCUGCCCACAGGAGACGCCAGCAAAUGUCGCCUCACAGUGUCGAUUGCAGGACAUGGCAUGUCGAGUCUUCAGAAGCUGCAGACCUCUGAGGACACUGUUAUCACUGUGGAUGCCAAGGCUGCCGGGAAAGGCAAGGUGACCUGUAAAGUGCUGACCCCACAGGGGAUGGAGCUGGACAUGGACGUGGUGGAGAAUCGUGAUGGCACCUUUGACAUUUACUACACUGCCCCCGAACCUGGAAAGUAUGUUAUUACUAUCCGCUUUGGGGGCCAGAACAUCCCUAAGAGCCCCUUCCAUGUGAUGGUGAGUGAAACAGUGUUUUAUAAGCUGCUAUUUUGUGUUUCUCUUGUUCCGAUUUUGUACUUAUUUACUGCUCGUCGUUAAUUUACUCCCUCUGCCUCAAAUGAGCCAGUUGCUCCCCGAGAUACCGUGGAUCCUCUCUUCCGCCCCGUUAACUUCCUCGUCCCCUUCACGCCACAGCAGGGAGAAAUCACAGGUGAGGUGCGAAUGCCUUCGGGCAAGACUGCUCGCCCGCAUAUCACUGACAACAAGGAUGGCACCAUCACUAUCAAGUACCAGCCCAUAGAGAGAGGCCUGCACGAGAUGGACAUCAAAUAUGACGGCAACCACAUUCCAGGAAGCCCUCUGCAGUUCUAUGUUGAUGCUGUGAACAGUGGAGUGGUGACUGCUUACGGUCCCGGUCUGAGUUACGGCAUGGUCAACAAGUCUGCCACUUUCACUGUGGUCACCAAGAAUGCAGGAGAAGGUGGUCUGUCACUGGCGGUGGAGGGUCCCUCUAAGGCCGAGAUCACCUGUAAGGACAACAAAGAUGGAACCUGCACUGUGUCCUACCUGCCCACGACUCCUGGAGACUACAAUAUCAUCGUCAAGUUUGACAACAAGCACAUUUCUGGCAGUCCCUUUACUGCUAAGAUUACUGGGGACGACUCCAUCACCAGGACGUCCCAGCUGAACGUGGGCACAUCGGCUGACGUGUCCCUGAAGAUCACAGAGACUGAUCUGAGCUCUCUGACUGCCAGUAUCAGAGCUCCAUCAGGCAACGAGGAGCCGUGCCUGCUCAAGAGACUGCCCAACAGACACCUCGGUAUCUCCUUCACCCCUAAGGAGGUUGGUGAGCAUGAGGUCAGCGUGAGGAAGAAUGGCUUGCACGUAGCUAACAGCCCUUUCAAGAUCAUGGUUGGCCAGUCAGAGAUCGGCGAGGCCAGCAGGGUCAAGGCUUUCGGUAAAGGCCUCAUGGAGGCGCACACUUUUGAAAUGGCGGAAUUCUUCGUGGAUACAAGGAAUGCGGGUUACGGAGGUCUAGCAUUGUCGGUUGAGGGUCCGAGCAAAGUGGAUAUCAACUGUGAAGAUGUAGAGGAUGGGACGUGCAGAGUGACAUACUGUCCAACAGAACCUGGCAGUUACAUUGUCAAUAUCAAGUUUGCGGAAAAGCACAUCCCAGGAAGUCCUUUCACAGUGAAGGUGACUGGAGAUGGAAGAAUCAAAGAGAGCAUUACCAGGAAGAGGCAGGCGUCUUCUAUCGCCUCAGUGGGCAGCACAUGUGGCCUGAACCUCAAAAUCCCAGGAAACUGGUUCCAGAUGGUUUCAGCUCAGGAGAGGCUGACCAAGACGUUCACCCGCAGCAGCCACACCUACACCCGCACCGAGCGCACGGAGAUCAGCAAAAGCCGCGGCGGCGAAACCAAGCGGGAGGUACGAGUGGAGGAGAGCACCCAGGUGGGGGGGGGAGGAGCCCCGUUCAGAGACGUCUUUGGAGACUUCCUGGGCAGGGAGAGCCUCAGCAGCUUUGCCGGCAUCACGGCCAGACCUGAGGGUGAGAUUGAGAGCGGCUCGCAGGCCAUGACGGCUCAGGUGACCAGCCCCAGUGGGAAAACGGUGGACGCCGACCUCGUGGACGGAGGGAGCAGCACCUACAGCGUCCGCUUCAUCCCUCAGGAAAUGGGACCCCACACGGUCAAUGUCAAAUACAGAGGCCAGCACGUCCCCGGGAGCCCCUUCCAGUUCACGGUGGGCCCCAUGGGGGAGGGAGGGGCACACAAGGUCCGUGCAGGAGGGCCCGGCCUGGAGAGGGGCGUAGCUGGAGCACCCUCUGAGUUCAGUAUCUGGACCAGGGAGGCCGGUGCUGGCGGCCUGUCCAUCGCCGUCGAGGGUCCGAGCAAGGCUGAAAUCUCCUUUGAGGACAGAAAGGACGGUUCUUGCGGAGUCUCCUACAUAGUGAAAGAACCAGGUGACUACGAGGUCUCCAUCAAGUUCAACAACGAGCAGAUCCCCGACAGCCCCUUCAUCGUGCCGAUCGCUACACUCUCCGACGAGGCUCGCAGGCUCACUCUCACCAGCAUUCACGAGAAGGACUUGAAGGUGAACCAUGAAGCCUCCUUCAUGGUUCAGCGGAACGGCACUCGAGGUGUAGUGGACGCUAAGGUCCACACCCCCUCCGGCUCCUCUGAGGAAUGCUAUGUCACCGAGCUUGACAGCGACAAGAGCACAAUUCGCUUCAUUCCACGGGAGAAUGGAGUCCACUCCAUCGACGUCAAGUUCAAUGGAUGCCACAUUCCUGGAAGCCCCUUUAAUGUGCGAGUGGGCGACCUGGGGCUGAUUGGAGACCCAGGCAUGGUGACGGCACAUGGUGCUGGACUACAGGGAGGAACCACAGGUGUAUCCUCAGAGUUUGUGGUCAACACCUGUAACGCGGGCUCGGGCACUCUGUCCGUCAACAUCGACGGGCCGUCCAAAGUGAAGAUGGACUGCCGCGAGAGUCCCGAGGGCUACAAAAUCAACUACACCCCGAUGGCACCUGGCAACUAUCUGGUCACCAUCAAAUACGGCGGGCCGCAGCACAUAGUGGGCAGCCCGUUCAAAGCCAAAAUCACAGGUGCCCGGCUCUCAGGGGGACACAGCCUCCAUGAGACCUCCUCUGUCUUGGUGGAAACAGUUACCAAGUCUUCCAAAGUGGGUGGAGCCUACAGCGCGUCCUCCUCCUCCGCCACCUCAACCAAACUGACAUCCGACGCCAGCAAGGUGGUCUGUCAUGGAGCAGGACUGACCAAAGCUUUGGUGGGACAAAAGAAUACUUUUACAAUUGACAGCAGCAAAGCAGGGAGCAACAUGCUGAUAGUGGGCGUGCACGGCCCCCACACUCCCUGCGAGGAGGUGUACGUCAAGCACAUGGGCAACAAGCUCUACAACGUCACCUACACUGUCAAGGACAAGGGCAGCUACACCGUCAUUGUCAAGUGGGGAGACGACAACGUCCCCGGGAGCCCUUACAAAGUGGCUGUGGCCUAA